Molecule: messenger RNA, 1394 nt
Organism: Pezoporus flaviventris
Lineage: Eukaryota; Metazoa; Chordata; Aves; Psittaciformes; Psittacidae
Gene: ERP27
Product: endoplasmic reticulum protein 27
Exons: 7
Coding region: 88-930 (280 amino acids)
Biological process (GO): response to endoplasmic reticulum stress; protein folding
Cellular component (GO): endoplasmic reticulum
Source: RefSeq, a predicted model, not a curated record
UGCUCUCUUCCCACCACGCAGGGAGUGGCUGUGGGCCCCUGCAGCAGCUGACGUGUCUCUUGCUGGAGAGGAGUGGAGCAGAGUGCCAUGGCGAGGACAGGGCAAGCUGGCACCAUGAAUACCUCCAUCUUCCUGUGCCUCUUGAUCAUCCUGCUCACCAGGGGCUCUCCAGCAGCGUGUGUUGGAGACAACAGCUCUGCAUCCCACAGCACAGCCAGCACUGCAGAGAAACCUGUCCUGUUGGACAAUGUUGAGGAUGCUGAAGCCUUCAUCAGUGGGGCAGAGGUAGCAGUCAUUGGAUUCUUCCAGGAACCGGAGAGCCCCGAAGCCUCGCAGUUUCUCCUGACGGCCGGCCGGAUCCCGGAGGUGCCCUUCGGCCUCAGCACCAGCCCCGCGGUUCUGUCCCACUACGGCGUCGAGGCGAACACCGUCACGUUAUUCCGCAUGGUAGACAAUCAGCGGAGGGAUCUGGAUAUGAACAACAAUGAUAUUGAUGCUGAGAAGAUGACUCGUUUCAUUCGAAUCAAUGAGCUUCGCCUGGUGACAGAGUACACCCCUAUGACAGCGAUAGGUGUGAUGCAGAGUUCGUUCCAGCUUCACCUUCUCCUGGUCACAGACAAAACGUCCCCGAAGUACCCUGAGCAAAUGCGCAGAUAUCGGGAGGCAGCAGAGCUCUUCAAGGGAAAGAUUCUCUUUAUCCUGGUAGACAUUAAUUUGAAAAGCAAUGAACGAACAGUGUCAUUCUUCAAACUGAAGAAGUCCCAGCUGCCAGCUCUGGCUAUAUUCAACGCACCAGAUGAAGAGCAGGAUGUCUUAACUCUGGAUGAAGUCUCCAUUGAGCGUGUACAGGACUUCUGUAAUGGUUUCAUCGAAAGAAUGGAGAAGGGUGAAGAUGAACCUGAGGAGAAGGCUCCCAAUGAGGAACUAUGAUUCUUUCUCAGCCAUCAGGAUGACUGUUCCCAGAGUCUGUUUCUGGCAUAUGAAGAGUUCACUGAGCCCCACAGCUUAGGAAUUCCUGGGAUGGCAGGAUUAUGGGACCACGUCAGUCAUGGAUUCCCAUCUCCAUGCCAUGUACAUAUAUGCUGUCUGUCCUUUCUAGGAAUCUCUUCUCCCUUCUCAUUUGCUGUCUCCAGCUCUCAUUUUCUCAGUACUCCAGUAGUUCUGGUAUUACCCUACACUGUAUCCUUCCAUGACAGCUCUGUGACACAGCAAAGUGGCAAUAUCAGAAAUGAAGAAUAUAGUUCCCAGAGAUGUUUCCCUCAUUCUCUUUUCUCUCGGUGCCAUGCUGAGUUCCACUGUCAGCCUCUCCUGACACUGGGAAUAGAUUGGUUGCUUGAUAUCACAUGAACUUUUCCAUUUAUUUUACUAAAUAAAACAGAAAGUGAAUAGCCUGA